GGCCCGGCCGUCCGGGCCAAUGCUCGACCUGGAGGUGGUGCCCGAGCGAUCGCUGGGCAACGAGCAAUGGGAGCUCACGCUGGGAAUGCCAUUGGCUCAGGCUGUAGCAAUUCUCCAGAAAUACUGUCGUGUCAUUAAAAAUGUCCAGGUUCUCUACAGUGAACAGGCCCCUCUUAGUCAUGACCUCAUCCUUAACCUGACUCAGGACGGAAUCAAACUACUGUUUGAUGCUUUCAAUCAGCGGCUAAAGGUAAUUGAAGUUUAUGACUUGACUAAAGUGAAGUUAAAAUAUUGUGGUGUCCAUUUUAACUCUCAGGCAAUAGCUCCAACCAUUGAACAGAUUGAUCAGUCCUUUGGAGCAACUCAUCCAGGAGUGUACAACUCGGCUGAACAACUCUUCCACCUCAACUUCAGAGGAUUAUCUUUCUCUUUUCAAUUAGACUCGUGGACUGAGGCUCCAAAAUAUGAGCCUAAUUUUGCCCAUGGCUUGGCUUCUCUUCAGAUUCCUCAUGGAGCAACUGUGAAACGCAUGUAUAUCUAUAAUGGGAAUAGUUUGCAAGAUACCAGAGCCCCGGGCAUGCCUCUCAGCUGCUUCCUGGGAAAUGUAUAUGCAGAAAGUGUGGAUGUUUUGAGAGAUGGAACUGGACCCUCAGGUUUACGACUCCGCCUACUUGCUGCAGGUUGUGGCCCAGGAGUAUUAGCGGAUGCCAAGAUGCGAGUAUUUGAACGCUCAGUGUACUUUGGAGAUUCGUGCCAAGAUGUUCUCAGUACACUAGGCUCUCCACACAAGGUUUUUUACAAGUCAGAGGACAAGAUGAAAAUUCAUUCUCCUUCUCCUCAUAAGCAAGUUCCGUCAAAGUGUAAUGACUACUUCUUCAACUAUUUCACACUUGGGGUGGAUAUUCUCUUUGAUGCGAAUACACACAAAGUGAAGAAAUUUGUCCUGCACACCAAUUACCCUGGGCAUUAUAACUUCAACAUCUAUCACCGCUGUGAGUUCAAGAUUCCCCUCACCAUCAAGAGAGAAAGUGCUGAUUGCCAGACUGAGACCUGCACAACCUAUAGCAAGUGGGACAGUAUCCAGGAUCUCCUUGGGCAUCCUGUAGAGAAGCCUGUUGUGCUUCACAGGUCAUCUUCACCAAAUAACACAAACCCAUUUGGAUCAACCUUUUGUUUUGGACUACAGAGAAUGAUAUUUGAGGUCAUGCAGAACAACCACAUCGCAUCAGUGACCCUGUAUGGCCCGCCCAAGCCCAGCACACAAGUGAGGAUGGCAGAGCUCCCGUGAAGGACGGCCCUCCUCCUGAGCUCUCCCCAGGCCUGACCAUACAGCGUGCCUUGACUUGCUGCCACUUGUAGUGGAGGGAGCACUGAGCGGGUUUUUCUUUCUUUUUACCCUCCUGGUGGCAGUGCAGAGCGGGUAGCCCUCGACUCUUGCCGAGAUGUGGAAGCCUUGGUGAAGGAACUGAACUUACUGGUCGGAGGGCUUUUCCUCCCGGCCUGGUCGGCCCAGCCCCCAGGGGGCAGGAAGGGAGGGGGCGGGCAGGGUGGCACAACUGCUGAGGGCACAAAGUGACUGCAAAGAUGUAGAAGCACAAACUCUGAACUCUGAAGCAUCCGGACACAGGUAUCCAUUAGUCUGUGUGUUUGUGUUGCCGUGUUGAUGUAGUAGUCACAUUUAAGAAAGCAAAGCUAUAUCUACUUAUACAUAAAAACCUAUAUCUACAUAGAGAGAACAUACACAGUCGUCCUGGGGCCCCAUGGGACAAGUGUGCAUAUGUGUCCCGACUCCUGGCACUGUGUGAGUCUCUGUGUAACUUUCAAACUACAAGCAAGUCGCAUGUGCGUAUUACUUGAUUGUGACAUUUGCACUACAUCCACUUUAAUGACUUGAUAACUAACUGCAUUAACCCUGAAGAGGUUCUUCUGUGGCCUGGACUGGCUGGCGGCCAGGUUAGAAUUCCACUUAGAUUCGCUUCAAAGCUUAGAUAGAAACACAUCCUGAAGAGCAAGUGAUCCCAUUCUGUUUCCACUUCUCCCUUCCCCAUGGAAGCCAUCGUUGCCGGAACGGUGCAUCUUUUCCGUUGUUCCCCUUUUCUCUUUUGGUCUAAGCCCACCCUGCCCCUGGGCAGAGUCUCCUCAAUGGUACUGGGACAACCUGGGGCCCCAGAGCUCGAGCCCCUACCGCUAAGAAGGGGAUAGGGGAGGAAUGAGGAGCUGCCCCCUCCUGGGCAUGUUUUCAUCCUUCCAUUCCUUCUGCAUCUUUUAUUUAAUGCCAAAGUUUUCGCCAAAGACAUCCUCUUCCUCUGUUACAUUUCAGCAUUCUGUACAAUUUGUUCCCCUAACCCUGUCUGAACAGGUUUCUUAACCCAAGGAUACUGACAUACUCUUCCAGCUGGGCCGGGGAGGCUGGGUCGGGGACUUGGAACCCCCGUACAGGUCUCUUUGGGGAAAAGUAGAGUCUCUGAAAAUAACCCUUUUUAGGAGAGAAAAAACAAAUUGACAAGAAAUGUAUAAUUUUAUCCCAUUUUUAAUAUUUUGAUGUAGCAACUUGUGAUACAUAGACAACAAUUUUGUGAGGUUUUUCAAAUGUGUGUACAGAUUUUUGUAAAUAAGACAUUUUUGUAAUUUUAACUCAUGUACAGUAUAAUCCUAAAUAGUUUACUGAUGAAUGAGAAAGUAGACUGGUACCUAAUGUUUUUGGAUCCAGGACCAGGAGCAAGGGGAACAUUGCUCUGUGUGUGUAUGGGCGUAUGUGGGUGUGUGUGGCAUCCCUGUUACUAUGUCGUCUUCCCAUGGGCUGUGACAUUCUAGACUGUCUGGCUGAAGCCACAGUUGGGAAUCCAUCUGCCAAGGGCCAAGAAAAGAAAGGGCUGUUAGGAGCCACCUCUCUCGUAGGUGACCCCUUGCCUGCUUCCCCCUCCUGCCCUGCCAUCCCUCCUUGCCUUCUAAUCGUCUUUGUUCUGUGGCCCCUGUACAUUCCCCAGAGGUGCAUGUGUCCCGAAAGGCUAAUAAAGUGGAGCUGUCCCUCAGGCACUGGCUGGUGCACAGCACAGUGACUGAGUGUGAUUGCUUUUUGGUCACA
This is a messenger RNA of Vombatus ursinus (common wombat), 3085 nucleotides long. It is a transcript of the gene PHAF1, whose product is annotated as chromosome unknown C16orf70 homolog. Bases 20 to 1288 code for a protein of 422 amino acids. Gene Ontology annotation, cellular component: dendrite; synaptic vesicle membrane; trans-Golgi network. The transcript is spliced from 16 exons. Gene Ontology annotation, biological process: Golgi to plasma membrane protein transport. Lineage: Eukaryota; Metazoa; Chordata; Mammalia; Diprotodontia; Vombatidae. The record is from RefSeq and is a predicted model, not a curated record.